Molecule: messenger RNA, 3318 nt
Organism: Bombina bombina (fire-bellied toad)
Lineage: Eukaryota; Metazoa; Chordata; Amphibia; Anura; Bombinatoridae
Gene: WIF1
Product: WNT inhibitory factor 1
Exons: 10
Coding region: 114-1247 (377 amino acids)
Biological process (GO): anatomical structure development
Cellular component (GO): cell surface; extracellular region
Molecular function (GO): signaling receptor binding
Source: RefSeq, a predicted model, not a curated record
AGAGCAUUGAUCUGCCCUGCUCAAAAGACAGGGGAAAAAUACCUUCUCAAAGAAAGCAAGACGGAGAUUAAAGACUCACUGCAGAGCAAAACAUUAGCAAGUUACUGACCAGCAUGGCACUCACUGCAGCAUGCUGCUUUGCACUUCAGUUCUGCAGCAUCCUUUUCUUUAUUUUUGCAGAAAUUGAUGCUGGUGAGAAGCAGGAAGACAGUCUGUACAUGUGGAUUGAUGCUCACCAAGCAAGAGUUUUAAUAGGGUUCGAAGAAGAUAUUUUGAUUGUUUCUGAAGGAAAAAUGGCUCCAUUUACUCAUGAUUUUAGAAAAGCACAGCAGAGGAUGCCAGCAAUACCUGUAAAUAUACAGGCUAUGAAUUUUACUUGGCAAGCAACUGGGCAGGCAGAAUACUUUUAUGAGUUCCUGUCACUACGUUCACUAGAUAAAGCAAUCAUGGCUGAUCCAACUGUCAAUGUACCACAGCUAGGAACUGUUCCACAUAAAGCUUCAGUUGUUCAAGUUGGAUUUCCAUGCCUUGGUAAUCAAGAUGGAGUUGCAGCUUUUGAAGUUAAUAUUAUUAUUAUGAAUUCGGAAGGCAAUGUAAUUCUCCAAACACCGCAAAAUGCUAUCUUUUUCAAGACAUGUCAACAAGCAAAAUGUCCUGGAGGAUGCAGGAAUGGAGGCUUCUGCAAUGACAGACAUGUUUGUGAAUGUCCAGAUGGCUUUUAUGGUCCACACUGUGAGAAAGCUCUCUGCAUGCCGCGGUGUAUCAAUGGUGGGCUCUGCGUAACGCCUGGAUUGUGUAUCUGUCCGCCUGGCUAUUAUGGCAUCAACUGUGAUAAAGCAAAUUGCACAGCAACCUGUCUCAAUGGGGGGACAUGCUUCUAUCCAGGAAAAUGCAUCUGUCUAUCUGGGUUUGAGGGUGAUCACUGUGAAACAAGUAAAUGCACCCAGUCAUGCAGAAAUGGAGGAAAAUGCAGUGGUAAAAACAAAUGCAAGUGUUCUAAGGGAUAUCAAGGAGAUCUUUGUUCUAAACCUGUAUGUGAACCAGCCUGUGGAUCACAUGGGACAUGCAUCGAACCUAAUAAAUGCCAAUGUAAAGAAGGAUGGAAUGGAAGAUACUGUAACAAACGGUAUGGAGCCAAUCUUAUGAACUCCUUGAGGCCAACAAGCACCAAAAAUAGACAGCACACUCCUUCACCCAAAAGAACUGAAGACAGACAUGUUCCACCCGAAUCCAAUUAUAUCUGGUGAAACUUCACAUCUGAAACCUUUUAAAUUACAUGAAGUUCACAGCCUUCAUUAACCUUUCAUGUGUUGAAUGUUAAAGUGCUGUUUUUCACAGUGUGGGAUAACUGGUCUACGUCUUAUUACCUUUAUUAUAAACCACUGAAAUUAUAUUAACUAUGCCUUUUAGGUUCUAUAAAUAUGUGUUUUGUAUUAUUAAAUAGAUUUCUCCUUUCAGUGGUUGUCACAAGUUAUUUAAUAUACGUUGGCUGUACAAUCCCUUUACAGAACUCUGAUUAGUUUAAGAAAUAAAUAUUAAAGACUUUUUGCUUUUGUGUAAAACGUAAAACUGUGCUUACACUACAUUCCCUAGAGAGGCAAAAAAGCUAAUUCUGUAACCUAGGGUUUUAUUUCAAAAUGCUGACAAUGAUGUCAAUUAGCUAUUUGAUUUGCAUCAUUUUGAAGAAAACCUAGCAUAUAGAAUUAGCUUUUUGGCCUCUAGGGAGAGUAGGACAAAAACAUUUUUUAUACUUUUAAGAGGUGUUUAAUGUACCUCCAGUGCAAUUGACUUAUAUCAGUUGAAAUUUCAUUAAAGUGUUGUUUAUAACAUCAAAGAUCUAUGGUCGUAUGUGUAGUGGCCCCAUCUGUGUAGUUUGUGAUCAUCAAUUUAACAACUUAAAGGGACAAGAUUUUUUUUUUCAUGAUUUAGACAGAGCAAUUUACUUCUAUUAUCAAAUUUUCUUCCAUCUCUUGGUAUCUUUUGUUGAAAAGCAGGGAAGUAAGCUCAUGAGCGUGCCUGUCUCUGGAGCACUAUAUGGUAGCAGUUUUGCAAGAAUGUUACUCUUUUGUAAGAGCACUAGGUGGUGCACUAUUUAAUGCCUUGAUAGUGCUCCAGACACCUACCUAUGUGUCUCUUCAACAAAGAAUACCAUGGAAACAAAGUAAAUAUGAAAAUAGAAGUAAAUCGAAAACUUUUUUAAAAUUGUAUGCUCUGUCUGAAUCACAAAAUAAAAAUGUUUGGGUUUCAUAUCCCUUUAAAGUUUCACUUUGCCAUUUUUUGCCAGUGCUGGAGAGUGCUUGAAUGCAUAAGAGUUCAAUUUGGUACAGGCAAAAUCAGCAUUGUAGGAGUUAAAGAAUAUUUUAUCUCAGUAAAAUAAUCAAAAGAGCAUAUUCUUAUUGGUAGUAGGGAUGGGCGAAUGUGUUUAUAUUCAAAUUCGAAUGUUAGAACGAAUGUUAUUGUAGAAAUUCGAUUUACAUAAUAGAAUGUUGAUAAGAACGAAUAUUCUUAAAAAUUCUAUUAUCAAAUGUUAUUUACAGUUUUCGAAUGUGACAUUCAAAUUCAAAUAUUACAUUUAUAAAACAGUUUUAGACUAGAAAUACUAUUUUGAAUAUCACAUUUGAAUUUGAAUAUUACAUUUAUAAAACACAGUAUUAGACUAGAAAUACUAUUUUGAAUUAAAAUGUUACAUUCAAAUUCGAAUAUUACAUUUAUUAAACACAGUUAUAAACUAGAAAUACUAUUUCGAAAUCGAAUGUGACAUUCGAAUUCGAAUGAAGCAUUCUAAUUCGAAUAUUACAUUUAUUAAACACAGUUGCAGACUAGAAAUACUAUUUCGAAUUCAAAUGUUACAUUUGAAUUUGAAUGUUACAUUCAAAUUUGAAUGUUAUAUUUAAAUUCGAAUAUUACAUUUCAAAAUUGAAUGUGAUAUAAAAUACAUAACUAAACAUUCUAUUAUUCAAACGAAUAUUUUCGAAUUUUAUUGAAAAAUGCAAAAACGAAAAAUAGAAUGUUAGAAUGUUAUAUAAACACUCGAAAUUUGAUUAGAACAACGAAUGUAUCAAAAUUCAUUUUAAAUUUCUAAUUUUUAGAAACAUUCGCCCAUCCCUAAUUGGUAGUAAGUGGCAUACAAUGAGGAUAUUGAAACCGCAAAAAAUAUAUUGUAUGAUUAAUUAUUCUAGCUUCAAAGCAACGUGAUGCAUAGUCAUUAACUUUGUACAUUAUUGUGUAUGAAAUAAAAAUGCCACUUAGAAUGGAGCUUUGUCUUUUUUGGGGUCCUUAUAAAAUAUGCCAUUCUGAAUAAAAUGUUAUUGUGCGUUA